Messenger RNA from Xiphophorus maculatus (southern platyfish), 2799 nucleotides. RefSeq names its product tyrosine-protein kinase CSK-like. NCBI's taxonomy places the organism in Eukaryota, Metazoa, Chordata, Actinopteri, Cyprinodontiformes, Poeciliidae. The record is from RefSeq and is a predicted model, not a curated record. The transcript has 13 exons. Gene Ontology annotation, molecular function: protein tyrosine kinase activity; ATP binding; protein binding. Bases 507 to 1850 code for a protein of 447 amino acids. Gene Ontology annotation, biological process: protein phosphorylation; regulation of Fc receptor mediated stimulatory signaling pathway; adherens junction organization.
AAACUUGAAUGUUUGUGACGGGGAAAAUGAGCAGGACCGCCUGAAAGUGCACUAAAUUUAGUCUGCUUCUCUUGUACCUAACCACUGCCUGCUUAGUUACUUCUGCCUGCGCAAUUUUACUUUUUAUUUAUUUAUUGCUUUGUAAUUUUAAAGCAGGAGAACCGGAACAGCGUAGAGCUGCAGAAAACCUUUAAUUUGGGGAAAAUAAUGUUGACAGAAGUCGCACCAUCGACAAUCCCUUUCGCUUUUACUCCGGGCUGCUGAACUUUCCGAUCACCUUCAGCAGUAUUUCACUCCUUCCUUAUCAGACAGCUGAAGUGCUGUUUGUGGGAAGCUUCAACCGGGUGUGAGAAGGACUUUAUAGGCUGUUCUCCAAUGAACAAGGACGCCGAAAAAUAGCUGACACGACUUCAAAACACUUGGUUUUACCUGCAAACAGGUGAGGUACCAGCUCUGAUGGUAGCAGGGAGAACACCUCACCUGUGAGAGGAUCCAAGAACCUCACCAUGACAGAGGUCCAGAGUCCGUGGCCGCAGGGCACAGAGUGCGUGGCGAGGUACAACUUCAAAGGCACAUCGGAGCAGGACCUGCCGUUCAACAAAGGAGACGUGUUGACCAUCAUCGUGGUCACAAAAGAUCCAAACUGGUACCAUGCUAAGAAUGCUGCGGGCCAAGAGGGAACGAUCCCAGCGAACUACGUCCAGAAAAGAGAAGGUGUGAAAUCCGGAGGCAAGCUGAGUCUAAUGCCGUGGUUCCACGGGAAGAUAACGCGAGACCAGGCCGAGCAGCUGCUUGACCCCCCUGAGACAGGCCUGUUCUUGGUGCGCGAGAGCACCAACUUCCCCGGCGACUACACCCUGUGUGUGAGCUGCGACGGGAAGGUGGAGCACUAUCGCAUCAUCUACAAAAACGGAAAGCUCACUAUUGACGAGGAAGCCUAUUUCGAGAACCUCAUGCAGCUGGUUGAGCACUACACCAAAGAUGCAGAUGGUUUGUGCACCAAGCUCAUAAAACCAAAGCUGGAGGAAGGAACUGUGGCCGCGCAGGAUGAAUUCUCCAGGAGUGGAUGGUCGAUGAGCAGAAAAGACUUGAAGCUUCAUCAGGUUAUUGGAAAAGGAGAAUUUGGAGAUGUCAUGGUGGGAGACUACAGAGGAACAAAAGUAGCUGUGAAGUGCAUAAAAAACGAUGCUACGGCUCAGGCUUUCAUUGCAGAAGCCUCUGUCAUGACGCAACUACGGCACAAUAAUCUGGUGCAGCUGCUUGGUGUUAUUGUAGAAGAGAAUGGGAGUCUUUUUAUAGUUACUGAAUAUAUGGCCAAGGGCUGUUUAGUAGACUACCUACGGUCCAGGGGUCGAACAGUACUUGGUGGAGAAGCUCUCCUUAAUUUUGCUUUAGACGUCUGUGAAGCCAUGGCUUACCUGGAGGCCAACAACUUCGUGCACCGAGACCUAGCAGCCAGAAACGUUCUCGUGUCGGAGGACAACAUCGCCAAAGUCAGCGACUUUGGUUUGACCAAAGAGGCGUCGUCUACUCAGGAUACGGCCAAGUUGCCUGUUAAAUGGACGGCACCAGAAGCCCUCAGAGAAAAGAAAUUUUCCACUAAGUCAGACGUAUGGAGCUACGGCAUUUUGCUUUGGGAGAUUUACUCUUUUGGCCGAGUCCCCUAUCCAAGAAUUCCAUUAAAAGACGUUGUGCCGCGAGUGGAGAAGGGCUACAAAAUGGACUGUCCUGAUGGCUGUCCCGAAGUCGUGUAUAACAUCAUGAAGCAGUGCUGGAACCUGGAUCCGGCAGCGCGGCCGAGCUUCCAGAUGCUGAAGGAAUGGCUACAACAUAUUAUUCAGAAAAAAUGAUCGCCCGCUGUCCGUUUUGUCUCCUCAAAGCAAGGACUGCUACUCUGAUAAAACAUCAAAGCAUUUUCUUUGCAUUUCACUGUAAAGUACAACUGUCCACACUGCAAAAACGCAAAAUCUUACCAACCAUUUUCGGUCUAGUUUCUACUAAAUACCUUAGUACACAUGAAAUAAGACAAGCUAACUUAAAAGUAACUUAUUUAGCAACAUAUAGAGCAAGGGUGUCAAACUCAAUUUGGUUUUGGUCCAAAUCAAGGCCAUGGAUGCUUUUUAAAGGGCCGGUUGUGGCAGAAUCUAUUGCUAAAACCCAUUAACAAACUGUUGAAGUAUAUAAAUAAAUUCUUAAAAUUAAAUAAUAUUGAACAUCUUUUCAGUCCCUCCAGGAUUUUGCGAUUGUUUCUGGGAUUUUUGCAAUAGAAACCAAAAGUGUUCGUGGUACUAAUUUAGAAAUAUUUGCACUUAUGCAUGACGGGAUAUGCAUCUUUUUAUUACCAGUUAUUAUGGAUUAUAACUUGACAUCAUGUUAGGGUGAAGCAGCUGUUUCGUAGAAGUAAGAAACACCGCAAGCGGGAGUCAAAAGUCACUUGAAUCCAAUAUUUUUUAUGCGAUAAACUCAAAAAAGUGCACAAUUUGUUUAUUUUGCGUAAAUUUUCACAAUAAUCAUCAGGAAAGUGGAGGGGCUGCUUGAUAUAAUUUGGCAGUAAACAGAUAAAAUUGAAUUUAUUUGACUGAUAAAAUAAUAUUUAAGAGCAUUGUUAUCUGGAUGGUUCUGUUAUGUGUCUCUCUAGAGUCUAGAGGGCCACAUCAGAAGCUGUGGCGAGCUGGAUUUGGCCCCCGGGCCUUGAGUUUGACGCAUGUGAUAUAGAGGCUUCUUUUAAGUAAAUAAUUCCUUAAUAUUGAUGAAAAAGUACCAGUUCCACUGGCAGAUUAUUUAACUUAUAACAAGACA